Rotaria sordida is the source of this 2979-nucleotide messenger RNA. Lineage: Eukaryota; Metazoa; Rotifera; Eurotatoria; Philodinida; Philodinidae. The record is from the annotation of a GenBank genome assembly.
AUGUCUGAUAAUGAGAGUGCACUUGUUAAUCUAUUAAAAAAACGUAUAAAUGUUUUAACUUACAAAACAUUAGAUGAAAAUGAAUAUAAUCAAACUUAUUUUAAACAUUCUGGUUUAACAAAUGUUGAUAUUCGAUCCUAUCAAUUAUAUGGAAUUCGAUGGCUUAUUGAGCGAUAUGAAGUAGGACAUGGAGCAAUUCUAAGUGAUGAAAUGGGUCUUGGAAAAACAUUACAAACAAUUGCAUUUUUAUUAUAUGUAUGUAAAGUAAAGAAACAAUUGCCAUGUCUUGUAAUUAGUCCACUAUCUGUCUUACAAAAUUGGACAAAAGAAUUAUCACGAUUUGCUCCUGGAUUAAAUGUACAAAUAUACACCGGUGCCAAAGAUGAACGAAAUGAACUAGCUGAAACGAUCAAAAAAUCUACAUUCGAUAUUUUAUUAACAACAUAUGAAUAUAUUAUAAAAGAUACAUCAUUUUUUCAAUCGUUUACUUGGAAAGUUUUAAUUAUUGAUGAAGCACAUCGAAUUAAAAAUUCUCAAUCACUUUUACAUGGAACUCUCAAAACGUUGAAUGCAUCAUGUCGAAUUCUCCUUACUGGUACACCAAUUCAGAAUAAUCUAUCUGAACUUUAUUCAUUAUUAUCAUUCUGUGCACCGAAUAUAUUUCAUCCAAGACAUCAUGAAGAUUUUGUACAAUAUUUUCGUAAUAUUAAUACAGAUGAAACUCGUAAGAAAAUCUUAAUUGAUCUUUUAAAACCAUUUAUUUUACGACGAUUAAAACGUGAUGUUCUUACUGAUUUACCAAAUAAAACUGAAUUAAUGAUUUUUCAUGAUUUAUCAAAAGUUCAAAAAGAACUUUAUAAGGCUAUAUUAACAAAAAAUCGAUCAAUAUUUGGUUCGAGUGAAGCAGGAAGUAAAACAAGUUUAGUGAAUAUAAUGAUGCAAUUAAGAAAAGCUAUUGGACAUCCAUAUUUAUUUCCUGGUAUUGAACCUGAACCAUUUGAAAUGGGUGAACAUUUAAUUGAAGCAAGUGGUAAACUUCAUAUUUUGGAUCAUCUUCUUGCACAUUUAUAUGCUAAAAAACAUAAAGUACUUUUAUUUUCACAAUUUACAACUGUUCUCGAUAUUUUACAAGAUUAUUUAACUUAUCGUGAAAUCUAUAAAUAUGAACGUUUGGAUGGAUCGGUACGAAGUGAAGAAAGAUUUUUAGCUAUUAAUAAUUUCAGUGUCAAUGAUGAUACAUUUAUAUUUUUAUUGAGUACAAAAGCAGGUGGUGUUGGUUUAAAUCUUGUUGCAGCUGAUACAGUUAUAUUUUAUGAUUCGGAUUUCAAUCCACAAAAUGACUUACAAGCAGCUGAUCGAUGUCAUCGUAUUGGACAGAAAAGACCAGUACGAAUUAUUCGUCUUGUUUGUCAAAAUUCGUUUGAAGAGGUAAUUCUUCGUCGAGCAGAAGCAAAAUUAAAAUUAUCUAAAACAAUUAUGGAAAAUAGUGAAUUAUCAUCUGGUUUAAAUACAGUCAUAGAAACGAAAACACAACUUCAAGAUGUACUUAGAAUUGGUAUUGAUAAAUUAUUAGAUGAAACAGAACAGAUGGAUUAUACUAAAAUUGAUUUCGCUGCUAGUCUUGGUAAAACAGAUAAAAAUGGUCAUUGGCUUGCUGUUGAAGAGAAUAAAGAAAAUGAAAAUGAAGAUAAACAAUUUCAAUCGACAGAUAUUAAUGAUGAUAAUAUGUACAUAUUCGAAGGUGUUGAUUAUCGUAAUGCUGCUAAAAAAGUUGAUAUUGAUCUAUUUGAUCGUCUUAUUAUUAAUGAUGAAAAUGAAAAUAGUACAGCAACUAGUUCAUCAAAUCAACGUUUUACCGAACGAACAUCACGACGUCAAAUGACUGAAGAAGAAAAAGCAGCACGUGCAGCUAAAAUUCGUGAAACAAAAGCUCAACGAAAACAAGAAAUAGAAGAAGCAGAACGAAAACGUGAAGAACGACGUAAAGUGAGAAUAGAACAAUUAUGGGCAUCAAAGAACUAUAGUUCAUGUCGUGUGUCUAUAUCAGAUGAUGAAGAUGAAGAAACUGAUGAAACAGAACUAACAGAUACUGAAGAUGAUAGUACUGGUGAAACGAAGUUACACUAUAUAUUUGGUGAUGUAAUGAAACCUCAAUUACAUGGAGAGAAAUGUGCUAUUUCAGUUCAUUGUGUUGAUGAUUCUGGUCGAUGGCCAUCCAAAGGUGUAUUUGCUUCAAUUUCUCAACGUUCAAAAGAACCAGAAAAACAAUAUACACUUGCUUCAGAAAUGCAAGAUAUUCAUAUGGGUGAUACUCAUCUAAUUUCAUUGAAUGAUUGUGGUGUUGAUGAUGAUGAUGAAUUAUUAUGUGAUCAAUAUGUAGCUUUGAUUGUUGCUCAACAUCGAAAUAAAUUUGAUUUUACUGCUCUCGAUUCGGCUCUUAGAAGUCUAGGUAAAACAGCAAAAGAAUUUAAAGCAACUGUUCAUUUACCUCGUAUUGGUGUUGGUUCUCAUGGUUUUAAUUGGUAUGGUACUGAAAAAUUGAUCAAAAAAUAUUUAUCUUCUCGUGGUAUUCCUACAUAUAUUUACUAUUUCAAACGUGAAAGUAUUACAACGAAUAAUAAACGAUCAAAUGAACAAUCAUAUGGAAAUAGUAAACGAUUAUCUAUUGAAAAGAGCAUAAACAAUAAAAAUCAAUUAAAACUUCAUUUGCCUAGUUAUCUAUCUGGUGUAAACAUCUUUUUUCAUGAUAUUGAUGAGAAUACAAAAAAAAGAUUACAACGUUUUGUUUAUGCUUUUGAUGGUGAUGUUAAUGAAAUAGCGGAUCCUAAUGCAACAACACAUAUUUUAGCUCCAGGUAAUUGUCAAGACAUACUCGCUUUACAAGAUGCUUGUCCAAAUGCUCGUGUUAUUAAUAUCGAAUGGCUUGAUGCAUGUGUCAGUCAGGGAACACGACUCAAUACAGAUAUUUAUGAACUGUGA